UUUCUGCUGUGUUUGUUUUUACAGACCACCUGCAGGAUUACCUUGGAAAAGAGGAGGAUUUCUCUGACCAGCAGCUCUGUGAACAGGAGAGGAAUUCCAGUUUGGACCAAGAGGAACCAGAACCUCUGCAGAUAAAAGAAGCGCUUCAGAACCCAGAACAUCCCUGGACAAAAGAGGAAACCAUGGAGGUCCUCAUUAGUGAGCAGGAAGAGCAGCUUGUUCUGAAGCAAGAGGCUGAAGAUAAAGAAGAGGAAACUUUCCCAUGUUUGACAUGUGGAGAAAACUUUCUAAAAAAACAACAUUUAAUGUUUCACAUGAGCACUCACACAGGCCAUAAGAUUUAUGAAUGUCUGUCCUGUGGAAAAAUUUUCAAAAAGAAAUCUAAUCUUGAUGCACACAUCAGAAUUCACACUGGUGAGAAAUCUUUUUCCUGUACCAUUUGUAAAGAGAAUUUUACUCAAAAAAGUAAUUUGACUAGACACAUUAGAAUUCACACGGGUGAGAAGCCUUUUGAAUGUCUGUCCUGUGGAAAAAGUUUCACUCAAAAAUCUAAUCUUGAUACGCACAUCAGAAUUCACACAGGUGAGAAACCUUUUUCCUGUAACAUUUGUAAAGAGAAUUUUACUGACAAGAGUAAUUUCACUUCUCACAUGAGAAUUCAUACAGGUGAGAAACCUUUUUCCUCAACCAUUUGUAAUAAAGAGUUUACUGACCAGAGUCAUUCGACUUCACACAGGAGAACUCACACAGGUGAGAAACCAUUUUCCUGUACCAUUUGUAAUGAGAAUUUUGCUCACAAGAGUAGUGUGAAUAAACACAUCAGAAUUCAUACAGGUGAGAAACCUUUUGAAUGUCUUUCCUGUGGAAAAAGCUUCACUCUGAAAUCUCAUCUUGAUACACACAUCAGAACUCACACUGGUGAGAAACCUUUUUCCUGUACAAUUUGUAAUGACAAUUUUACUCAAAAGAGUAAUUUAACUAGACACCUGAGAUUUCAUACUGGUGAGAAACCUUUUUCUUGUACCAUCUGUAAUGAGAAUUUCACUCAAAAGAGUAAUUUGACUAGACACAUGAGAAUUCAUACAGGAGAGAAACCUUUUUCCUGUACCAUUUGUAACGAGAAUUUUACUCAAAAGAGCAGUUUGACUAAACACAUGAGAAUUCACACAGGUGAGAAACCUUUUGAAUGUCUGUCCUGUGAAAAAAGCUUCACUCAGAAAUCUCAUCUUGAUUCACACAUUAGAAUUCACACAGGUGAGAAGCCUUUUUCCUGUACAAUUUGUAACAAGAAUUUCACUGAAAAAGGUCAUUUAACUUCUCACAUGAGAAUUCAUACAAGUGUAAAGCCUUUUUCCUGCACCAUUUGUAACGAGAAUUUUUCUGACAAGACACAUUUGGUUAGACACAUGAGAAUUCACACAGGAGAGAAACCUUUUUCCAGUACCAUUUGUAAAGAUAAUUUUACUCAAAAGAGUAGUUUUACUAAACACAUCAGAAUUCACACAGGUGAGAAACCUAGAAGGUAAUGUCAGUAUUCAAAUUACCUAUAGUCAUGCAUAAUGUGGAAUGAUAUAUAUAUUUUUUUAAACAUUGUUUCACUUAAGUCCCAGCAGUUCAAUGCCAUGGGAAUGAACAGUAGAGGUGUUUUUUCAUGAUUAACUGGUGAUUAAAUGUCCAUCUAGAAACUCCUUCACCUCAUUACAUGAGAAACACACAGGUUAAUGGUCUUUUUUUCCAGCAAAGUUUUGAGAAAGCCAUUGAUUGACAGCUCUGUUUACAUAGAAAGUAGAACACAUAAAGUGAUAUAUUGUAAAACUGGUAAAUAUUCAGGUCCUGGGUGAAUAUGUGGAUCUGAACAUUUAAAAGUUAAUUAUUUUUUGCCUGGGUAAAUUAGAUUUGAAUUGCCAAAAGAAGAAUGUUGCCCUGACAAAACAAAAAAGAUGUUUGCAUUCACAAUUUCUUACUUUUUCUAUAAUGAAGGGAAUAAACAUAAUAAAGUCCAACUAUAACAUUAUGGUUACAGAGUUUAGCUAAUUCAGCGUCUUGUUGGUUUUCAUUAGCAAUGCAUCAAUCAGCCCUGCUACGUGUGUUGUUGAAACCAGGCCCACCAAAACUCCAACUGUUUUUGGCACAGUGUUAGAGCUAUGGUCAAUGGAUAUUAGAAUGAAGUAGAUCAUCUAUAGAGGAGUCUCAGAUGAAGAUUUGGGACAUAUAUAAGUGUGUCAGUCUCAGAGUUAGUCAGCUACAAGCUAAUUAAUGUUGCAAAGUGCACCUUGAAAGGGGGUGCUGGGAUUAUGGGGUUAAACUAUGGGACAUCAAAGAACUCAGUUUAGAGGCUGGAGUCUGUAGUUCAGGUAAAUUAAAGUCCUAAAAUGAUGAAACAUGUUGGUUUAAAAAGAUAAACAAGAUUAAUGUUAUUUUUACUAAUCAGUUUGAACCUGAUUUCAUUUGGUAAAAAGCCUUUGUCUUAAUAAUGUAUUAAAUCUGAAACUCCUUUUAGAAGAGUAAAGUUUCUGCUUUUUAAAGAUGUUUUUUUGAACAUUUUA
This is a messenger RNA of Cyprinodon variegatus (sheepshead minnow), 2546 nucleotides long. Its product is annotated as gastrula zinc finger protein XlCGF57.1-like. The transcript has a single exon. Gene Ontology annotation, molecular function: RNA polymerase II cis-regulatory region sequence-specific DNA binding; DNA-binding transcription factor activity, RNA polymerase II-specific. Gene Ontology annotation, biological process: regulation of transcription by RNA polymerase II. Bases 183 to 1526 code for a protein of 447 amino acids. NCBI's taxonomy places the organism in Eukaryota, Metazoa, Chordata, Actinopteri, Cyprinodontiformes, Cyprinodontidae. The record is from RefSeq and is a predicted model, not a curated record.